GCUUGGCAUAAUUGCUACAUUCCAUUCUGAAAAUAUUUGAGAUUAGUACUUUAGCGUAUGUCUGUUUCUGGAAUACUGUAUUUUGCAUUAAAUAAAGAAUAAAGCUUUGAUUGACGCGAUAAAUUUUUAAAAUAAUACGCAAAAAAGAAAUAUCAGUCUUCGGCAUGAAGCUGAUUCUUGUCGCUUUGUUUGUGUUGAUAACCACCGUUUCAGCCGGUAGAAGAGAGAGCCAAAUCUGUUUUGAUGGUUUCUCAUACAUUCGUUACACAAUACCAGAAAGAAGUCCAAUAAAUUCCGCCAAAGAGGAAAUAAAGUUUAAAUUUCGUUCAUCGGAUUCCAGUGGCCUGCUGUUAUAUGCCCAUUCCAUAGGUUUAAAUGGUGAUCAUCUUUUGUUGGAACUUGUCAGAGGAAAAUUAAGAGUGCGUUACCAGUUAGGCCAAAACAGCACACUACAAAGCGCAAUAGUAGGUGAUGGCCUGGGUGACAAUAUUGUUUCAACAGUGGUGGUAAAAAGAGACAAGAAUAAACUUGUGGUCUCUGCCCAUGGCGGUCAAUCUGACAAAAGAGAGUUAACUAUCCCCGGAACAGAUAAUCGUAUAGACCUGAAUGGUUUCAUGUACGUUGGUGGCCUUAUAGACCCACCUCUUCACUACCCCUCAUUCCAUCGUGUGAAUUUCAUUGGAUGCAUGUUUCAAGCCACUUUUGAUCGCGGCAGCGAUAAAGUUGAUUUUAUCGAUGGAGCAAUAAGUAAUAGUGCAGGAUUCAGCGAAAAAAAUAUAAGGAUAACUGAUGAUCCCAAAAUACCGCCAAGGGCAAUGAAUUUUGACCGUGACACCUUUGUGACCUUCCUCAUUCAAGAGACUGACCCAAUUGAUCCGACAAAAAUUUUGCAGAGAUUUUACGGCAGUUUCGAAUUCCGUACUGUGUUGUUGGAAGGUACGAUUUUCACAGCGUCCAGUGUCUCAAUGACAUUCCAGCGAUCCCAGUUGAGUUUGAACAGCGGUGGCGAUAUAGUUUCCAUAAAUUUUCCUAACGAAGGCCAGGCAAAUGAUGGCCGGUGGUUCCGGGUUGAAUAUGUUGCGGAGAAUAAUAAUUUACAGUUAAAAUUGAACGAUGUUACAAGGAGAAUAAAGCCCGCUAAUAAUCCGCAGUAUGGUUCCCUGAUAACCUUUGGUUUGUUCAAAAACAAACCUAACUUUAUUGGUUGCAUUCGCAAUAUGACUGUACAGUUUCAAAAAAUUGAGUUUUAUGAAAUUGUGAAUCCAUACAGAGAAAGUCCGUUGGCGGAGGACUACAAGAAGUUAACCGAAGGAUGCAAAGCUAGUGACCCCUGUAUACCAAAUCCAUGUUUUCACGAAGCAGAAUGUCUGACUGUUGUUAGGGAACCUGGCAUCCAAUGUGAAUGUCGACAUAAUUACAAGCCGCCAUUAUGCCAGUUCUCACAAUUUGCUACGACCUGCAGUACGAAAUUGAUUUUCCAACCUGGUAGUAUUACUGGUCAAAAACAACCAGCGUAUAUUGAUCCUGAUGACUCGGGCCCACUCCGCCCCGUCUUUGUCACAUGUGAUUACACCAGAGACGAUCGAGGCAUCACUGAAAUUAAAACGAAAGAUCCACUGAGUAAAGGAAUUACAAUCUCACCCACGACUGAUUAUCACGAGAGAUUCUCAUACAAGAGGGAAAUCAAUUACGAGAUUCCAAUCGACGCUGUAAAAGGUGUCGUAGAUCGGAGUGAAUACUGCACACAACUAGUGAAGUAUGACUGCAAAGAUGCGAAGCUCUUCAACGCACCUGGAGGCGAUCCUGCGUCCCGGUGGCUGUCCGCUAAUGGUUAUCUUCAGUAUUACUGGGGCGGCGCAGAGCACAACAGUUAUAAAUGUGCGUGUGCGUAUACAGCUAAAGGUUGCUGGAAUAAAGCGUUCUGUAACUGCGACAGUAAAUAUGCUGAAACGCUUCCUGAUGCCGACGAAGGCCUGCUAAACGUCACACGUGAUCUUCCUGUGCGAGAGGUGCAGUUCGGUGGUUUAAGUAAGACUUCAUUUGCCAAAUAUACUGUCCGGAGGAUUGAGUGCGUCGGAGAUAAUACUCUUGGUGUUGUAACAUUUCUUGCUCCAGACGGCUGGGUUCGUGCCCCAGCAUGGAACUCUCCUUAUGGUGGAGAUAUUUCAUUCUAUAUAAAAACGGUUUUCCCAAAAGGAGAUUUGAUUGAUCAUAGAAAUGGCGAUGAAAGUCACCUUUUCCACGUUCGCAUACACGAUGAAACAACAAUAGAGGUCGUGGUCAGUUUUGGUACUAGUAUUCGGACAAAAUAUAGAGUAGCGAUGCCUGGUCCUGGUAAACUUAAUGACAACGAGUGGCACAGGAUCCACGUUAUUCGUACGUUAUGGGAGUUAUCAGUAAAGAUCGAUAAUAAACGUGGCUUAAAUCCUGCGAAUAAAAAACUUUUGGCGCCACUUAAACUCACUGGAGAUGGUCGAAGUCGUCUAGAUAUUGAUCUGCCCAUGUUUGUUGGAUCGUUCUGGAGGUUCCCAACUUAUAAAUUUGGAUACGUUGGAUGCAUGAAGGGCUUCACGAUAAAUGGUGUUUUAUUUGAUCUUGCUAAUGCCGUUGACCAUCUCGCAAUGGAGCCAGAAGAACUAGUUGUGAAGGGUUGUGGUAAUGCCUGUGAGCAUAAACCUUGCCCUUACGGCAAGUGUAUUGAGAAAUAUACUUCGUACGAAUGCGACUGUGCGGAAACUCCAUUCUACGGGAAAUAUUGCAGCAAAGAGAUUGGUACGAGAAUCGAGAAUUCAGCUAUAUACGCUAACCUCACCAUGGAUUCGUCCAAAUUUGAGAAAAUUGUCCUGGCGUUUUCUACCGAAAGUGACGUUGCCAGUUGCAGUGGAACACUUUUUGAGGUCCAUAAUGAUGUACCCGAAGACAAAAACGAUGAAAAACAAUACUACAAGCUGAGGUUGGCAGAUAGGAACACGCUGGUGUUUACAUUUAAAUUACAGCCAUUGCUGCGCGAGGAAAGACUAGUGAUUGAUGUAGAUAGCAUUGACUUCUGUGAUUCUACGCGGCACAUCGUGAAUAUUGAACGAUCUGUUGAAAACCCCGCGGAGAAUAUCAUCGGAAAUAAAAUCAAGUAUAGAAUCGAUGGUCGAAAAUUGGUGGAAAAAACGUUUCAACGAACAGCCGCUCCCGUUUUCAAAAAGCCAUACCAUUAUUAUGUCGGGAAUUCAAAGGAAGAAAGGGAUGCGUUUAUCGGCUGCAUUUCUGGGGCGAAAUUUCACCUUUUCUCAGAUUUUCUUUCAAAAAAUGGAUUUAUGAAGACUGUGGAACCGAUCGCUGUUGGAGUACUAUCUAAUAGCUCAGAUACGAAGAUUGAACGUCAAUCGUGCGGGCCAACAAUAAAUACGCCAUUACCCAUGACUACCCGCGAGAUUCCUGGACCUACAACGCCGACUGAUUAUCCCUCCACCGAGUUCCUUCGUGAUGUUGGUAUCCACGAAGCUGAGGAUACUAACUGGGCUGUACUUAUUGUUGUUGCUCUGCUGCUGAUGUUGAUACUUGUUGCUGUGGUGGUGCUGACUAUAUGGUUUGUGAUGCAGCACAAGAAUGAUUAUCAGAUCCUAGAGAAAGCUGAUGGUACUGUGGUUGGUACCGCUACAGUUCGUGCUGCUACUCGUUCUGUUGUAUCCGUGCCUGCGGCAGGAUCUGCCUACGCUCCGCAGCCACGUGCAGCGCCAUCCGUAAGUUCCACCGGAAACCUGAGCAGAGCCAAGUCCAAAUCCAACGAUCUUUUUGUUUAAUAUUUUGGACUCUUGAAUGUUUUUUUACACUUUCAAUGACUCACAGUUGCUGUGUUCCACGCUUAUCAUGCAGGUGUAUAUUAUUUUGUAGAACUGUGGUACAGCAUAGUAAAUAAGAAAUCUAAGCCAAGCCAGUGCCCGGCAUUUAAAGUUUGUUUUCGUUAUUAGCGAACAAUAAUUUAGUAAUCUUUAUUAAGACCUUGCAUUUGAAGAUCAUUUUUAGCGUUGAUGUUGGAUCUUAUGACAUUGAAAAACUUCAAACGCUUCGCUAAAUCACUUUUCCUAUACAAAAUACAAGGUCUGUUCAAUGUUGAUCCAGUAUUGCAUGCUAUAGGUGUACAUUCUUGUAGUUUAGGAUUGUAACCUGUAUAACCGUCCCAAGUUAUCACAAAAAGCAUUACUCUCCUUAAAGUAUUUUAAGAAGACACUUCACAGUAUCUAACUACCCUCUACAGCAGUCAGUAUUUGGACAGAGUGCUGAAAAUGCCAUGUUCGUGUACUGUUAAGUGGAGGAUCGAUAUAAUAUUUCUAUAAUCAGUGCAUCCACUGUUAAUAAACUGUAUAGUAACUUCAUUUUAGUGCUGAAUAUAUAUACAUUAGAUUUUCGAAAGAUUUUGGUUAUAAUUCUAAAGCUGGAAGUCUCACAUGCUAAGAUAGCCUUCCAACAGAUUCAUAGAUUAGUAUUGUAAUGGUAAUUUUUGCUUUCGUAUUUACGCCCAUACGAUAACUUAGGUAAUUGUCAGUUUCCUCUAUUAAUCUUCAGUACCAGUAAUUUUUAUUGUUUAUUCAUAGUGUCUAUAUAUAUUAAUAAAUACUUUUUCGUUUCACGUCUGUGAAUCGUGCCUUA
Molecule: messenger RNA, 4641 nt
Organism: Dendronephthya gigantea
Lineage: Eukaryota; Metazoa; Cnidaria; Anthozoa; Malacalcyonacea; Nephtheidae
Product: EGF and laminin G domain-containing protein-like
Exons: 11
Coding region: 165-3794 (1209 amino acids)
Source: RefSeq, a predicted model, not a curated record